AUACAGACGAAGACCCUACAAAGACAAAACUGCUGUUACAAGCGGAGGGCAAAAUGUCUGCUUUGUUUGCCAAAAGCCAGUUUUCAAAAUAGUGCGACACUUCAGAACACACAUAAAGGAGGACAGUGACAUUGCAAUUGCUCUUAGUCUCCCUGUCAGGUCAAAAACUAGAAAGGAAUUGCUUGAGAAACUUCGGAAUAGGGGAAACUUCAUGCACAACAAUGAUGUUCUAAAGAAUGGAUCUGGUUCACUCAAAGUCAAGCGAAAGGCUAAAGGUGACUAUAAAAAUUAUGAGUACUGUGUCCACUGCAAGGGGAUGUUUUUACGGCCCGAGUUGUGGAGACACAUGAAGAGGUGCUCCUCCAAACCAGGGGACAAUGAACAUCAUGGCAGAAAGCGAGUUCUUGGCCUUGCAGCACUGGUCAAAUCUGCGUGCUCUAGCACUGAAGAUGGCGUGCUUAAAAUGUUAAGUCGUAUGCAUGACGACAAGAUUUCAGAUGUUGUUCGCAACGACUUUUGCCUGUUACGGUUUGCAGAGUCUCUUUAUAGCAAACAUGGUCAUGAUGCAUCAAAGCAUGACUAUAUACGUCAAAAAACCCGCCAACUUGGACGUUUCUUACAGACUUUGCACAGAAAGUCCUCAAUCCAAACUCUAGAGGAUGCUAUAAAACCAAGCAACUUUAUGAAGGUCAUUGAGGCGGUAAAGGAGACAGCAGGAUUUGACAAAGAUAAGAACAGUUACAAAACUCCAAGUCUAGCCUUGAAAAUAGGACACUCCCUGUUAAAAGUGAGUGACAUUAUACGUUGUCAUGCUCCCAUGGCUGGAGACGAGGACCUCAUUAAAUCGUCAGAAGCGUUCCAGAAACUUUAUCAGGCAAAAUGGUCAGAGUACAUUUCACACUGUGCUCUGAGUACUAUUAGUGAUUUGAAGUACAAUAAACCAGAUAAUCUACCACUCACUGAAGACAUCAAAAAACUUCACAAGCAUCUUGACAAAAGUGCAGAAUUGGCAACUGCAGAACUGAAGAAAGAGGCAACAGUACAGAACUAUUCCAGUCUAGCACAUACAACAUUGACCAAGAUAGUCCUCUUCAACAGAAGACGCAUUGGAGAGGUGUCAAAGAUGAAACUGAGGAAUUUUCUUGAACGAGAUCACUCAAACACACAUGAAGGAAUGGCACUGUUGGAAUACGAACAGAAGGUGUGCAACUAUUUUGAGCGUGUUGAACUUAAAGGGAAAAGAGGGAGAAAGGUAGCAGUUCUACUAACUCCCGAAAUGUCAACUGCACUCAAUCUGAUGAUUGCAAAGAGAAAGGAAUCAGUUCAUAGACAAUUCUACCGACUGUCUGAGCCCACUAUACAAAGUGGAAAUAUUUCAAAGUUGCUGCUUGCACUGGAAAAGGGAAAGCUACAUAAGCUGCACGGAAAAUCGCUUGAUGAAAUUGGAGAUUUCACGGAGGAGGAGGAGAAGGAGGAGGAGGAGGAUGACAGCGAAGAUGAGGAAACCAUUCCUGCUGAAAAUGUACUGCAGGAAGAUGCUCCUGCUGAAAUGAAUGGGUUGUCACAACCACCAGCUCAGCCAUCUCAACACACUACAUUUCCCAUCAUCCCCUCUGGCUACCACCUGUGCGCACUCAACAAUCACCACACCUGCCUGCCAUCAGCCUCAUUAAUCCCUCUUCAUAAGCCAGCACCACACUCACUGUUGUCUGGUCUCAAGGUUGCACACUAUCCGUAG
This is a messenger RNA of Sinocyclocheilus rhinocerous, 1738 nucleotides long. RefSeq lists its product as uncharacterized. Lineage: Eukaryota; Metazoa; Chordata; Actinopteri; Cypriniformes; Cyprinidae. The record is from RefSeq and is a predicted model, not a curated record. The annotation marks the transcript as partial. The transcript has 3 exons.